CCAGGGAGGAGGGAGGGAGGCUGGAGCAAAGGAGCUCCCUCGCUUCGCCCCCCUCCCCUUCCAGCCUCCUUGGCCGCUUUGGCGGAGUCUUCCGGGGGGCCUGCCAGCUCGUCCCCACCAGCCGUUCCCUUCCCCCUGCCCUCUCCCGCCGUUCCUCCUGGGCAAUCCCAAAGAGCAUCUAAUGAGCAGCAUCUUUACUACUCCCUGCGUGCCUCGGGCGAUUGGAUUGAUGCGCUCUACUUUCAGACCCAAAUCAAGUGUGGACCUCUGUGUAAGUGUGAGGCCAUCAUGGCGGCAUUCAAAGGCAUCUGGACUCAGGCCUUCUGGAAAGCUGUUUCAGCAGAAUUUUUGGCAAUGCUCAUAUUUGUCCUCCUGAGCCUUGGUUCCACAAUCAACUGGGGUGGAGCUGAGAAACCUCUACCUGUAGAUAUGGUCCUUAUCUCUCUCUGCUUUGGACUUAGCAUUGCCACGAUGGUGCAGUGCAUUGGACACAUCAGUGGUGGCCACAUUAACCCUGCAGUGACUGUUGCUAUGGUCUGCACUAGGAAGAUCAGCCUUGCCAAGUCAGUCUUCUAUAUUGCAGCCCAGUGCCUGGGUGCUGUUGCAGGGGCUGGAAUUCUCUACCUUGUUACUCCCAGGAGCGUGGUAGGAUCUUUGGGAGUCACCUCGGUACAUGGAGACCUUUCAGCUGGCCAUGGACUACUGGUGGAGCUGAUAAUUACAUUCCAGCUGGUUUUUACAAUUUUUGCGAGCUGUGAUUCAAAACGAAGUGAUGUCACAGGUUCAGUGGCAUUAGCAAUUGGAUUGUCCGUUGUAAUCGGACACUUGUUUGCUAUCAACUACACGGGUGCCAGCAUGAACCCUGCUAGGUCAUUUGGACCUGCAGUUAUCAUGGGAAAAUGGGAACACCACUGGAUAUAUUGGGUAGGACCAAUCAUUGGAGCAGUCCUUGCAGCUACCCUUUAUGAAUACAUCUACUGUCCUGAUGCUGAGCUCAAGCAGCGUUUCAAAGAAGCCUUCACUAAAACAAGUCAGCAGUCCAAAGGGAAAUACAUAGAAGUAGAAGACACCAGGAGCCAGGUGGAGACAGAUGAUUUGCUCUUGAAGCCUGGAAUGGUCCAUGUCAUUGACAUUGAGAAGGGCGAAGAUAAGAAGGGAAGAGAUCCAACAAAUGAGGUGCUGUCAUCUGUAUGACUAGAAGUGAGCACUGAAAGCAGAGAACAGCCUACUGCCUUGCUUAUGGAUAGCCUUCCACCCAUAAAAGAGACAGAUCUGUUGUAAAUUAGGCCCCUACCUCAUCUUAAAAUCAUAGGGAGAUAGCAACAAUUAAUUAGUUGCUCUAUCAGACCACAACCCCAUUGUGUCGAAGUGGUAGCAGUUAACAAUGUUGAGUAAUUAUUCCAAAUUCAGAAUCGUUCUAUUGGUGAUGACAAUAGAGAGUAUUUUCCUUCUCCUUCUCUGUCCCAAGUGAAUUUUAGAAGAGGCAUACAGCUUUAUGCAGGCAAUUCCAAGAAGGAAAUAGCAAUUGUUGACAAUCAGAUUGACAGACGAGACUUAUCUGAAGAUGCCUAUAGACACAGAAAGCAGAGUGUCUAUCAGAUUGUUCUUCUGACACUUAAUUGCUUGUUGUCACUCCUGAUUAGAAUUUUAAUGACAGAGUCUAUGAAGAGCUCAGAGACAGCAAAGCCAACAUAGAGAACACAAAAAUCUUUUCAAAUCAGUGUCUUUUUUUAUACCCCAUUCUAAAAUAGCCAUUCUGUCAACUUUUUAGACCGAUGCUUCCUCUAGGGGCUUAUAUUCCCUCCAUUAAAUUCUAUAGACUGUGCCUUCACAUUGUAUAAAAAACCCCUUCUGAUCAUAACUAAUAAUAUUAAAACUGAAGGGUGUUGAUGCUGAUGCCGAAUCUUUAUUAUCCUUUCCUUAAAAAGUUCUCAUGAGAUUUCAGUUGUUUACAGCAGAACAUUGGUAGACCUUUGAGGGCAUAUACAAACAACAAUAAAACUUCAUAUUUCAUUCCAUCUCAAAAGAAAAAAAAUUAUGGGCACAAUCCAGCCACAGUUAAGCACUCUACAGUGCAAUUAUAAGAACAUUUUCCUGGGAGACAUGCUUAGGAUUUCAUUGCUGAAUAGCCAUAUAUUUUUACUGGGAAAUCCCUAGGCGCAAACUUUACUCUCUCACUAAAAUCGGAGGAAUUUGAAAGUGCUUCACUAUGGAUGGAAUGUAUCCAGUAUCCAAAUAUCAGAAGGGAGAUGAAGGCUGAUCUGUUUUCAGUGCACUUAUCUAGUUAAAGAAAAAUACUGUGCCAAGUUUAUAUAACUGAGAUGUUAAACUUACUUAUCCAAUGUGUUCACCAUGUGAUUUGUUUAUCAAUAGCAAACAGGCAUUUAUUCAUUGUUUAAAAUACUGGCUGUGAAAUACUUUGGCAAUUUAUGCUUUGCUCUUGACUGCUCUUUUGUUAACAAGACUUGUUUUAGGGCUGCUUCACACAUUACAGAUUUCCUACAUGUACUACAUGUGACAAUUAUUCAGGUGCGUGUGUUCCACCAUCUGUACAUUCAGUGUACAUGUGCUGAAAAGCCACAGCUAACAAAGGCAUAUGCAGUUGUCACAACAAAAAUCUGUGAAGCAGUUGUGGAAUCUGUGAAUUUUCAAUGGCCUUAGGAUGCCACAGCAUACAAUAGCUUGCAACAUUUGUGCAACAUUGUGUUGCUGAACAGCAAGUCUGCCAUUUAUGAACUUCAAAUGCUUUUGGUCAAAAAGGAGUAAUGUUUACAAUUUCCAAACAUCAACAGAAUUGACUUCUAUUGUGGCUGAGGAAUCUGUGCAGGAAUCAUCUAUUUGGAAUAGCUGAUUAAUAGAUGUGACAAAAAUAUAGUACUCUGAAAACAUUUAAUCCAAUAAGAAAUAGUAAUGACCAGAGCGGUUCCAUCGGUGGGGAUAGUGAUUAUGUACACGCAAAGAAAUAUGCACACAGAACGCUCCUUUCAGUGGAGACAUUGUGUAUACAUUGGAGGAACCUUUGCACUUUACUGGUUCAAGGCCCAGUAUGUGUACCUCAUAACCCUGGGAAAGAAAGUUCUUCCUUUAUUUUAAAGAUAGAAAGAUGAAAUUUACAUGAUGUCUUCUACUGGACCUAUUCAAAAAUGGCAUCUCUGAAAUUUAGAAUUCACUAAGUGACUUUGUGCCGAUUCUCGUGUACUUUGCCAUUUCAAUAGUCAAAUAGACUAUUCAGCAAUAAAUAAAUAGGGGACAUAAAUACUGAGCUUUGAUCACAUGAUCUUAACAGGCCUUCUUAUUUAUGUUUUCUUCAGUACAUGGGUGACUUUAAGGUAUCCCACAAUUGAUUGCCUGGAGAAAAUGAUUUUACCUCAAAGGUUUAAUUUAUGCUCUUUCUAGAAUGUUUUGCACUGGUAUCAUAACAGUUACACUUUGGUUAAGCACUGUAGCUUAGCAGGUUUUUUUUUUUGUUGUUUGCUUUACUGUAUUUGUACCAUAUGAUUUUUACCCCUUUAAUUGUGUAUUUUGAUAAUACUCCAUCUGUGCAUGCUUAUAUUUUACAUUUUGUUGUCGUCAUGCUUAGGGGUUGUUUCAGUGAUUUAUUGAGCUGUUUUACAAAGAGCUGAACACGCUACUCUUGUGUGUGAGGGGAUCCCUGCCACUUUAUCUGCAGCAAGCAUGAGAUGCAGAGUAGCUUCACCUUUUAUAGCACCAGUUUCUGUUGGUAAAAAGUCUGUGUUGACCCUGUGAUGCUUCUAAUGUCCUCAUAAGCAGAGACAGGUUCCAAUUAAGAACCUUGUAUAUUAUACUAUAAGCUGUAUAAACAACAGGCUUUGGAUAGCACAAGACCAGCACAGAGUCUGGACAGUGAUUCUGAAAGCAGAGAAAUUGCCACUGGCACUAAGUUUGUAAAUUUAUGGGAAUUUUCACUGGCCAAAGCUGAAUUGCACCUUGCUAUUGGCUGCAUUUACAUAUCACAAACGCCUAUGUUGGUGCCGGGAAAUGUCAAGCAUUCAGAUUUUUUUUCCCUGAAUGCAUUGGCUGUCGUUGUUUACUGAUAGUUCAUUUAGUUUAAUGCUGAAACUGAUAUACUCUAAACUUACUUUGAUAGCAUAUGCAACCAGUUUAAGUGUGACCUCUUAAUCCCAUCCUCAUUGAAAACAGAGAUAAAGAGUCAACUGAGCUGGCUCUCUCACAUCAGUCUACAUGGGUAAUGUGUUCAAACUGCUUUCACAAAUAAUUUUCUUCUCAUUUGCAACUAAUUCAGAAAAAUGGAAAGAUCCACUGGCUGUGGAAAACUGUUUAGAAAAUGCAAAGGAAAAAGCACAUUAUUUUAAAAUGUAGAUGUUGGAAUGACAACAAUUUUCAUUGAGUGGCAAAGCAGACAGAGUAGUCCAGUGCUGAACUGGUAGAUGUAGCAGCAUGAGCACCACUUUUUACACGUUUCUUGUUCUUUUAAAAUGUAUAGUAGCUCCCUACAAAAAUGUUUGCCCAUGUGUAUCCAUUUAAAUUGGCAUGAGAAGUACACAAGGCAGUAGUUUUACUAGAAUAUCCACUGUAAAGAUGCAUGCCAUCAUCUCUGCCUUGCUUAAAGAUAGUCCAUCUUGUUGGAAAUGUGUUGAGUGGGUAGGCAUAGUUUUCCAUUUCUUAAAGGUACGUCAGAAGCCCCAUAGAAAGGCAAAAGAAGCCACCAAGUGAAAAUGCAAAGCUGCCAUAAAUAAAAUUAGAUGUUACAAGCAGACAAUUAUCAGGUCUUGGAUGCAAAAUCAGAAUCACAUUUACAGCAGAUUCUCUAAAGAUACAUAAAUGAUAAUCUACUACUUGUGGGAGCUGUGACAUGGUAUUAAUUGGAAAAGUACUGAAGUCUCACAGUCUUUUUUCAAAAAUACUAUCACUGUCAAUCAGCACAUUAUUAGAACUAACUUGAUAAUAAUAUCAAUUAUAAUUUGUAACAUUUUGAAUAAUCUACUGAAAAUAGCUAUGCUGUCAUCAAUAUUGGAUAGUUUCAUUUUCCUUCUAGUAUGCUGUACCCCCCUAUUAUCUGUUGUAAAUAAACUACUGUCUGUUUUGAUUGA
Messenger RNA from Heteronotia binoei (common prickly gecko), 5072 nucleotides. It is a transcript of the gene AQP4, whose product is annotated as aquaporin 4. The transcript has 5 exons. The coding region runs from base 289 to 1194 and encodes 301 amino acids. Gene Ontology annotation, biological process: transmembrane transport. Lineage: Eukaryota; Metazoa; Chordata; Lepidosauria; Squamata; Gekkonidae. The record is from RefSeq and is a predicted model, not a curated record. Gene Ontology annotation, cellular component: basolateral plasma membrane; plasma membrane. Gene Ontology annotation, molecular function: water channel activity.